CUGCAUACUCUAAAUUUUCAGUGUAUUAUUUACACUUUUCCUUCUAUUUAUAUCCCGGCCCAGCACUGUGUUUUUAUUGCCUCCAACAAACAAGCUUCCAACCUUCAAAAAGGGGGAGGGUCUCAGUCUCGAGCCGGAGCAACAACAAAAACACCUGGCCUCUUUUUCUUACUUUUCUACUUUCUCCAUUUCGGUCAAGCGUCCUCCUUCUUCUCUUUCUCUCACUCUUUAUUUAAUAUUAAUUCCUCGCACACGAAAGCAGCCAAUGGCAGACACUGCUAUUUCAGCAGGCGAAUUCCCUACCCAGCAUCGGGAGCAUUUGCCUAGACAGCAGCCACAGCAGCCGCUCCGGCGUAACACGACGGCGACAAGCACGCCUACAAGCACAGCAGCAGCACCGCCUGCUGGAGGCAGCGCUCCACCGGCAAUGGUCGACACGGCAAAGUAUCGAUCAAGCGUGCGGCCACUGAGCAUGACGGUGGGCCCUCGCGACGCAGGCGGGAUGGGCAGCAUGGGCCCGCACCCAGGCGCAGGACACCUGGCGCGGGUAAAUUCAACCGGCAGCGGCGUGCGCACAGGCACAGCGUAUGACCGGCAGCAGUCGUACUUGCAGCAGCGAGCUAGCGGCACGCCUGACGAGCGGGUGUUCAACGCCAACGGGCAGCAGGCAGCAGCGGCCAAGGUUGCAGCAGCGGCAGCAGCGGGCAUUGUGCCACAUCGAGAAGUGCACUAUGCCAAUGAGUACCCGGCUGCACCCGCGGCGCCACAGCCUGUGCAUCGAAGCAGCGGCAGCAGCAGGCGCAUGGUGGGCCCGUACCAGCUGGCAAAGACCAUUGGCGCAGGCAGUAUGGGCAAGGUCAAGGUUGCGCUCGACAUUCGCACCAAUAAGCGGGUGGCCGCAAAGAUCAUCCCGCGCCAACAGCCAGACGUUCCUAUCUACUUUCCUUCUGGAUUCGACACCACAGCAGCAGACACCUCCGAGAAAGCAGUUGCAGCAUCAGUACAGGUACCACCGGGACCCGUUGACCCGGCCAUUGAGCCCUGGCGGUCGUGGCUUAUUCCUCUAGCCCUCGAGAGCCGGCCCGAUUUGGCUGAGCAGUCUGGGUACCCAGCCCGCGUCCCACGCAAGCUGCGGCUUCUGCAGCCGCGCGAGCGGUUCACCACCAAGGACCGCGAGCGGCGUGAGAACAAGGACAUUCGUAUUGUGCGCGAGGUAGCAAUCAAUCGGCUGCUGCACCACCCGAAUAUCUGUGUGCUGCACGACGUGAUAGUGCACCCAAACCACUACUACAUCUUCCAGGAGCUGGUCUCUGGGGGCCAGAUGCUGGACUACAUCAUCAGCCACGGCCGCCUGAAGGAGAAGCAUGCGCGCAAGUUUGCCCGGCAGAUUGCAUCGGCCAUCGACUAUUGCCACCGCAACUCGAUUGUGCACCGUGAUCUGAAGAUUGAGAACAUCCUGAUUUCGGCCAACGGCAACAUCAAGCUAAUCGACUUUGGUCUGUCGAACCUGUACUCGCCGCGCUCACACUUGUCGACAUUUUGCGGAUCCCUGUACUUUGCUGCGCCCGAGCUGCUCAACGCCCAACCGUACACUGGUCCAGAAGUUGAUCUGUGGUCGUUUGGUGUAGUAGCUGUACGUACUCGUAUGUGGCAAGGUGCCAUUCGACGACCAGUCGAUGCCCGCACUCCAUGCCAAAAUCAAGCGCGGCCAUGUCGAGUACCCGAGCUGGCUCAGCAGCGAGUGCAAGCACCUUUUGUCGCGGCUCCUGGUAGUCAACCCGCUGCGGCGAGCCACGAUGGGCGAGGUAAUCCGGCACCCAUGGACAUGCAAGGGCUAUGGCGACCUUGGCAUCCCCACCAGCUUUUUGCCUGAGCGCACGCCGCUGGUCUCGCCCGACCAGAUCGACCGCACUGUGGUUCGCGAAAUGUCGCAGUACAUCGGCUUUGGGUUUGGCACCGAAGAGGAGAUCCGCCUAGGUCUGGAGGCAAUUCUGACCGAAGAUUGGUACCGGUGCUGGCUGAAGGACAAGCUGAGCCCGCAGAUUGAUGUUGUUCGGGGACA
This is a messenger RNA of Linderina pennispora, 2062 nucleotides long. Its product is annotated as Pkinase-domain-containing protein. The record is from RefSeq and is a predicted model, not a curated record. NCBI's taxonomy places the organism in Eukaryota, Fungi, Kickxellomycota, Kickxellomycetes, Kickxellales, Kickxellaceae. Gene Ontology annotation, biological process: intracellular signal transduction; microtubule cytoskeleton organization; protein phosphorylation. The transcript has 2 exons. Gene Ontology annotation, molecular function: protein serine/threonine kinase activity; ATP binding; tau-protein kinase activity. The coding region runs from base 266 to 1873 and encodes 535 amino acids. Gene Ontology annotation, cellular component: cytoplasm.